Messenger RNA from Zingiber officinale, 2332 nucleotides. RefSeq lists its product as uncharacterized. Gene Ontology annotation, molecular function: DNA binding; protein dimerization activity. The transcript is spliced from 4 exons. The coding region runs from base 246 to 2201 and encodes 651 amino acids. NCBI's taxonomy places the organism in Eukaryota, Viridiplantae, Streptophyta, Magnoliopsida, Zingiberales, Zingiberaceae. The record is from RefSeq and is a predicted model, not a curated record.
UUGGAUCGGCUCACCGACUCAGCGAAAGUUCGUGGAAGAGAAGACAGGAAGCUUCACAGCACUUUUAAACACCACCCCCUCAUAAUUCUUCCCCAGUUAACGCCUCAUCUGUUCGAGUUCCUUCUCCCAGCGGCGACAUAUCUUUCGCUCUUCUUUCGUGGUCGACGGUUCCGCCAUAUUGUUUCACUGUGCAAACUGCAGCUCAUCGGCGUCGAUUUGUACUCCUCUGGGUUUGAAAUCUAUAAAUGAUGCGUUCUAAAACACAAAACAGAAAAAAUGUAUUAGGAAGCAGAACAGAUAUUGGUUGGGAAUAUGGAGAGGAAGUUGAUAAUGAUUCAAGGAAAAUCAAGUGUAGAUUCUGUAAGGAAAUCAUAUUGGGUAAUGUCUUUCGCUUCAAACAUCAUCUAGCUUGUACUAAAAAAGAUGUGAAAGCAUGCAAGAGUGUGCCUGAUGAAGUUAUCAAACAAAUGCGCAGAGUUUUAGACCAACAAAAAUCUUCAAAAAGGAAAUCGAUGAAUGAUGAAGAGGAGGAAAUGGUAGACUUGAGGGAUGAAGCUGGUAAAUUAUUUUGCACAAGUGGCAUUCCUUUUAGUUGUGCAAAAAAUCGAGACUAUGCAAAAAAGCUUGAAUUGGUUGGAAAAUGUGAUUCGAAAUUUGUAGCUCCUUCCUACCAAGAGUUUGAAAAUUCUUCUCUAGAAAAAAAAAGGAAAACUACAACUGUUGUGCAUGAGAAGUACAGAUUUGAGUGGAAGAAGGGUUGCUCAAUAAUAUGUGAUGAAUGGACAAAUAUGAGGGGAAGAUCUUGCUGUAAGUUUUUUGUAAAUAGUCCAAUGGGUAAUAUGUUUUUGAGAUCUAUUGAUACAUCUGACUUUUCUGAAAUGACUGUAAAAGUUUUUGAGGCGUUGGAUAAAAUAGUUGAAGAGGUUGGAGAGGAGAAUGUUAUUCAAGUGAUAACUAACAAUGAUGCAAAUUAUAAGGUUGCUAUGGAGAUGUUGAUAGAAAAGAGAAAAAUGAUUUUUUGGAGCCCUUGUGUUGUCCAAUUGUUAGAUGGAAUUCUGAAAAACUUUGAGAACAACUUGUCACAUCAAAUAAUUAUUGAUAAAGGUAAAAAGAUUAGUACAUUUAUUUGUUCAAGAACCAUAGUUAUGUUUAUCUUAAGGAUGUUCACCGGAGGCAAGGAUUUGAGCAGACCAGAAGCUACUCAAUCUGCUAAAGCAUAUUUGACUUUGUUAUCUCUUAUUGAUAUGAAAGACUCACUUAUUGCAAUGUUUUCAUCGGAGCAAUGGAAGUCAAAUGAAUUGGCAAUGACAAAAGAGGGAGAAGAAAUACAACAAAUAGUUAUGGAUGAUGUAUUUUGGAUUGAGAUAGUUGAUUGUCUGAACUUUGCUCUUCCUAUCAUUGAAGUACUUGUGAAGAUAUAUUCUGAUGAGAAACCAAACAUGGGAUUCAUUUAUAAAGAGAUGAAUUGUGCAAAAGAUAGUCUUCAAUCUUUGAAUAAUGUAAAAAGGUGUGAGCUUAUUCAGAAGACAAUUAAUGAGAUAUGGAUUGCACAACUUCACCAACUGUAUGUAGCAAGUUAUCUAUUGAACCCUCAAUUGCUCUUCAAUCCCACUUUCAAUUUUCCUUCUGAAAUUAAUGAGGAACCUUCCACUUAUUUAGCAAGAAUGGUAAAUUACUACGAUGGUGAUCUAAGCAUGAAUGCAGAAAAACUAAAAAAGAUAGAGGGUCAAGUUGUUGAUUUUUUUAAAGCUCAGGGAUUAUUUGGAAGUAAGGCUGCAAUUUUGGAGAGAAAUACAAAAGAUCCAGCCAAGUGGUGGGAUUCAUAUGGAAAGCAUUGUCCUGAGCUGCAAAGGUUGGCGAUUCGCCUAUUAAGUUUGACCUGUAGCUCUUGUGGAAGUGGACAAAGUUGGAAUGCAUCUAAGCAGGUUUACCUAAAGAAAAGAAGUCACUUGUAUCAAAAGAAGCCGAAUGAUUCGUUUCUCCUCAUUCAAAAUUUUAAAACAAGAACUGACGAGCCAAAACUAAAAGAUUUUGGGGCAUUAAUGCAGAAGCUGCCCUCAGAUAAUGAAUUGAUAACUGCAAAGGAAGUUCCCCAAGUAAGUGGUGCAUAUGUGUUGACCGAUAUGGUAGAUUGGUCAAGUCUCAACACGCCGGAAACUCAUAUUGCUUUGUAUACGGCGGUAACGGAAAAUCAUAAAUAAUAUUGCUUUAGGGUAGACGCCAUCAUAAAUAAUAUGUUUUGGCCAGAAUUUGUUAAGUUUACAUUUGUUUCCCAUAUUGCUACAACAUUUCGGGAGUUCUCAAAUUUUGGAAUUUUUUGGCUUUCAUCCAA